UGCUAACACGUAUUCAUGCCAGCAUUAGUUUGUAAAAGAGCCACAAGGAUACACGCACCGUGUUGGAAACCUCAGUCGCAUGCACCCAAAUGGCAUGUACUGCUUAGUUCACCGCUCGUCGGCUCCUCCAUCUUCACCGCUCCUGAUGCAAGAGAAUACAAUACAGUAUUAAACAUGAAGUAAGCAAGCAAUAAUUAGUAAUUCUUUUGCCUCAACCUAUACGACCGUUGAGACAGGUGAAUCUGCAUGACCUUCGGCUCUAGUUUGUCGCAUUCGGUUCCCAUGACGUCGAGAUAGAACUAGAGACGCAGCGGGGCACGGGCAAGGGGCAACGCCGUGUCGUGCCGCCCUGCAAGCAAGGCGUAGGAUGGGAGCUGCAGCGAAUUUACAAGGGUGGGAGCUGACAGCGCUUUUCCUUGUAUUCCUCAUAAUCACCCUCUUUUGGGACCUUCUCGUGGGCGUCCUCACAUUUGUAAAUAACAUCUUGCGCGGUCGAAAGGCGAACUGGCUUUCCCGCGUCAAGGAAGAGCUGCUGGCGCUGGGAGUGGUCACACUUGUACUUCUGUUCAUCGAGCCUCCCUUACAGCAAAUCUGCAUGAAGGAUGGCAGCGUCCACAUCGAAUACACCGAUGAGUUCGUACCGCCGCCUCCCCCACCGCCACCUGUGGCGUACGGCACCUACGUCUGUCCGUACGGCACUCGCCAGGUGUUUUCCAAACAAGUCAUCCAUGCUGCCCACUACCUCCUAUUCUAUUUGGCCAUCGUCCACAUCCUGUUCAGUCUGCUAACCAGCGUCAUUACGAAUGUCAAGCUUUCCAAAUGGAGCGUGUUAGAGCGCACGGCACGCAAGGAGCACAACAUUCCCGCGGUAGCCUUUCUGCGCAUCUCCUCCGUCAUUGGCCGCUCCACGGACCCCAAGAACCAGCGCCUCGCGGUUCGGCUGCGCGAGCUGUGGCGUGACGCCAUCGGCUACGUGGACCAGGACCUCUACUCGCUGCUGCGCUUCAUGUGCGAGAAGCGCUUCAGAGCGCACGCCGUCGUACUAAAAAACUUCAACUUCCUGAACAUGUGCGAGCAGUGCCUGGAAGCUGAGCUGAAUGAGGUGUACAGCCACGCCUGGCUGCUUGUUUUCAUGAUGGGCAUGCUGCUGCUGUACAACAAGGUGGUGUAUCAGAUUGUGUGGCUGACGUUUGUGUGUACGGUAGCAAUGGCGCUGAUGGCGGGAAACCUGAGGUGGGUUAUGAAGAAGACGGCGCGGGAGGCGCGCAACCUGUGGCGGAAGAUCCAGGGAAUGGGUGGGUUGGAACAGGAUGACGGGGAGGUGGCGGAGCAGGGGGAGCAGGACGCGGCGGCAAUGGCGGCGAUGGCGGCGGCACGGCAGUUGGCGGAGGCGCAGCAGAUGGGGGGACUGCAGCAACUGCAGCUGGCGGGAUACGUUGGAGGUCGCAUGGCGGGGUUGGCUGUUGCGGGCAGAGGAGGCACAGCAGGAGCCGGAGGAGGAGGAGGAGGGGACUUGGAGGCGGGAGAUGUGGGGUCGCAGCAGCGGCAGGAUCAGCUUUGGGCGAUGAACGGCGCGCAGCAGCUGGCGGCCCAGCCGGCGAAGCAGCUGCGGUUUGCACCUCGGCCGCUGGGCGAGUCGACGGAGGCGCUUUCCACAAUUAUAAUGACAACACUGGACCCCGCAGCAGCAGCAGCAGCAGCUGGGGCCGCUCUUUCCGCUGCGCAGGCAGCCGUCUCAACAGCACGCGUGACGUCAGCAGAUCUCUUUCAAGCACCCGGAUUUUCACCCGGAUUUGGAUCUGCAUCCGGAUCUCAUCGCCCGGGCGCGUUGGCGGACCUGUUAGAUGCGUGCAAGACGGCGCGCAGGACGGCGGCGCGGAAGCUGCAAGCGCGGCUCCUGGCGCGUUCGGGAGCAGCGGCAGCAAGAGUGGGAAUGGGAAUGGGAGUGGGCGCUCGUGGAAGGGGCGCGUCGUGGGAAGCUGCGCAAGCUUGUGUGCAGCCGCCUGCGUGGUACCGGCGACUGACCCGUGGGUCGCAGCACGCGAGGCCGCAAGUAGGCGGGGUGCUUGUCCAUUGCAGGGGUGAACUGAGCGGCAACUGGCAUGACACCCGUGUCGGCGGUGCUGGCGGCGGCGGCGGCGGCUGCAUGGACGGUUGGCGUGACGGUUGCGGCAGCGGGCGGCGUGGCGGCGGCGACGGUGGCAAUGUCUCGUUGCAAUGCGGUGCCGGGCCACUGGGAGAGGGCACCGUCAGUAACCCGCUAUUCGUAUAUAACACCGCUGCAGGUGGCGGCGGCGGCGGCGGAGCUGGAGCUGGCAUCGGUGGCGGCGGGCUGGGUUACAUGUACCCGGGCCAGCAGCUAGGCGCCGCCGCCGCCGCUACCGCCGCUGCCAUUGACGGUACUGGCGCAGCAGCAGCAGCAGCAGCGCAAAGGCGCAGCCCAAAUGCGCCCUCCCAGCUAGCCAGUGCCGUCAACAGCGGCGUCAGUCUGGUUGCCGCCGCCGCCGCGUCACCGUACGGCGCGACGAGCACGCGAACCACCGCCAGCGGCAGCGUGUCACCGGCCAUGGCUGCGAAUGGAAUGGGCAUGGCUGCGAAUGGAAUACCCGGCAUGUCCGGGGGAAUUCCCGGCAUAAACAGCAUGGCCGCCGGAAUGGGCGCGGGCGGAAUGGGCGUGGCCGGAAUGGCUGGCAUCGCUGAAAUGGGCGGCAUGGGUAUGGGCAUGAACCCCGGCAUGGGCAUGAACAUGGCCCCCGGAAUGGCUGGCAUGAUGGGGGGCAUGGGGGGCAUGGGUAUGAUGCCCAUGAACCCCAUGCUGUCCAUGGUUGCCCCAGCGGGCUCCGCAGCGCCCUCCCCUGCCGCCCUUGUCGCCGACAACACCGCGCACUGGGGCUCCACCCCCUCCAGCGGCAGUCCCGAGGAGGGCGACGAGGCGUCUCGCUCCUCCGCCUCUCACACCGGCUCCUCCCGCUCCUCCCGCAGCGGCAGCGGCGGCGGUCAUCCCCGCAAUGACCAGCUGCGAAGCGGGAUGCAGUCCAAGAAGAGUCUGGGCGCCUCGCGUCGCGACGGCAAAAAACACGGCGGCGGCCAUGGUCACGGCCACGGCCACGGCAACGGUUCCGAUGAUUCCGAGGACGAGGAGCACUCCAUAAAGUCCAUGUUGGAGCACGAGCUGGCGUCCGGGAUUGAAGAGAAGAUCAUCCGACUGUUCUUCUACGGUCGGCCCUUCCUGCUGCUGUGGGUUUUCAACAUCAUCUUUGCGGUUGCGUCGCUGACCAUGACAAUGUCCAUGGCGUUUGUCAUUCCGUACGACAAGUUUGAUUCGAUUCGAAAUAUGGCGCUACCCACCUACAUCUGGCUGCCUGCGGUGCUCAUGAACUUUGUGUUGGUGGUGUUUGGGUGCUGGGUCUUCUUGCCGCAAUACGCGUUGCUGUCGGUGUGCGGCGUGUUGGAGCCGCAUGAGGUCAUGACGGAAAUCAAGCACAGCAAGACGCAGGACGACAAUGAGGAGGGCGUGUCGGCUAUUGUGCUUGAGAAGCUGACGCACUACUUUGUCGGCAUGCACGAGGGCGAAACGCGGCUGUCAACCGCCUUCAUUGUGUGCCUCGCCUCGCAGGCGGGUAUCAUUCUGGGCAAAGACUACCGAGCCGACAAGCACAUCAACCGCGGGGAGCUCAAACCGCUGUACAUCGAACUUAUGAUGGUGUGGCAUGACAUUGCCUGGUACGGCGACCUCACCACGACGUACAAGAUCAAGACCCACUCCCCGGCGCUGCGGGAGGCGUUCGAGGAGCUGGAUGACGACGGUUCGGGGGAGCUGACGUUCGGGGAGUUGGCCAACAUGAUUCGCAGUUUGGGUACCUACGCCACCGCGGGGGAUGUGGAGGCGAUGCUGUGGGAAAUCGACGUCGACAACUCGCAUAGCAUCGGCUAUGAUGAAUUUGUCAAGUUCCUGGCGUAUGCGUUCUUCGAUGUCAAGCAGCUGGGCUACAUCGACAUGCCCGCCCUGAUGGACGGCAUGGAGCGGCUGGGGCUGCCGAUCAACGAGAUGCAGGCGGCGGUGAUGAUGAGUGUGGGGCUCAGUGGGCCGGGGGAAGACCUGCAGGUGACGCUACGGCAGUUCUUCACAAUGUACGAAAAGGUGAUCUUCGAGGACGAUGAUGAUGAUGAGGGCGGCGGCGGCGAGCAAUCGGGGUCUAUCCUGGGUCGGGCCCUGCAGGCGCUUCGGGCGCCACACACGCUGUUCCAGGGGAAGGGCGCGGGAG
Messenger RNA from Astrephomene gubernaculifera, 4265 nucleotides. The record is from the annotation of a GenBank genome assembly. NCBI's taxonomy places the organism in Eukaryota, Viridiplantae, Chlorophyta, Chlorophyceae, Chlamydomonadales, Astrephomenaceae.